UCGAGUCCUGCGAAGCGUAGCCCACAAAUUCAAGAUAGGAAGAAACCCAUAGACGAAAAUGGCGGUUUCUUCUCUGACUGUUGCAGCAGUUCAAAAGCCUCACCUCCUCCACACCUUUAAACCCAACAUAUCUCCAUGCACCUUCAGAAGCAACUCUUCUUCUUCUUCUAAUUUACGGGCGGAGCUCUCACUGGAUCUCAAAGGUUCAAGUAAAAGGCGGUUUUUUGAUCUUGGCCUUGGCCUAUUGGCGGCUUCCCUGUUGAUUUUAUCCCCGUUAGAUGCCAAUGCAACCAGGAUUGAGUAUUAUGCCACCGUUAGCGAGCCCUCCUGUGAGCUCAACUUCGUUCGAUCAGGGCUCGGUUACUGCGACGUUGCAGUUGGGACUGGAGAUGAGGCCCCUUAUGGAGAACUCAUUAAUAUACAUUACACUGCAAGGUUUGCAGAUGGGAUAGUCUUCGAUAGCAGCUACAAACGUGCAAGACCACUCACCAUGCGUAUUGGUGUUGGCAAGGUUCUUAGGGGUUUGGAUCAAGGUAUAGGAGGAGGUGAUAGUGUCCCUCCAAUGCUAGUUGGCGGAAAACGCAAGCUUCAGAUUCCUCCAGAAUUAGCAUAUGGACCUGAACCUGCAGGAUGCUUUUCAGGUGAUUGCAAUAUACCUGCCAAUGCAACUCUUGUCUAUGAUAUUAAUUUUGUGGCAAUCUACAAGUGAAAAACCGGUUGGAGGUACCAGUUCUAUGAUUUCAGAUACAUGGGAAGGCAACUGCAAUUGUCUAUGAUGAGGUAUUGGUCUCUUUGAUCAAACACACAAGGAAACAUUUAUCUCUGGCUUGACUGAACCUUGGUCGCUCUCAUUCCUUUGCUUUGAUCAUCAUAAUCAAUUGUUUUUUGC
Messenger RNA from Telopea speciosissima, 889 nucleotides. Its product is annotated as photosynthetic NDH subunit of lumenal location 4, chloroplastic. The transcript is spliced from 6 exons. Gene Ontology annotation, molecular function: peptidyl-prolyl cis-trans isomerase activity. Gene Ontology annotation, cellular component: chloroplast. Lineage: Eukaryota; Viridiplantae; Streptophyta; Magnoliopsida; Proteales; Proteaceae. The record is from RefSeq and is a predicted model, not a curated record. Bases 59 to 709 code for a protein of 216 amino acids.